This is a messenger RNA of Austrofundulus limnaeus, 1859 nucleotides long. Its product is annotated as gastrula zinc finger protein XlCGF8.2DB. NCBI's taxonomy places the organism in Eukaryota, Metazoa, Chordata, Actinopteri, Cyprinodontiformes, Rivulidae. Gene Ontology annotation, molecular function: DNA-binding transcription factor activity; RNA polymerase II cis-regulatory region sequence-specific DNA binding. Gene Ontology annotation, biological process: regulation of transcription by RNA polymerase II. The record is from RefSeq and is a predicted model, not a curated record.
AUGAGAGCAGAAACCAGCAGGAAACCAGAUCUGAAUCCUCAUGGAGAUGCUUCCAGCUCUUCAGAGACUGAAGUCAGUGAUGAUGAGGAAGAAGAUGGGAACAGUCCUGAUUCUCAGCUGGAACACUUGUCAGACUCUGGAUCAGAAACUGAAGACAGCAACAAAGACUGGAAGGAGUCAGGUGUAAACUGUGUCAACAACAGUUUCAGCUGCUCUGAGUGUGGUAAACAAUUUCUCCACAAGCGGUCUCUUCAGAGACACAYAACACAUCAUUCAACAGUAAGACGUUCAAACUGUUCGAGUCAUAAGAAAAGAGUCAGAGAGAAAAAACAUGUAGAGUCACACAAAGAAGUCCAGACAGAACCCAAAUCAUUUAGUUGUGAUAAUUGUGGUAAAAUAUUUAUCAGAAAAUCMAAUUUAAACUCACACAUGAGAAUUCACACAGGAGAGAAACCGUUUGAAUGUGAGGUCUGUGGACAUAGAUGCAGCCAUAAGGCUAAUUUAAUCUCUCACAUGAGAAUCCACACGGGACAGAAACUGUUUGUUUGUGAGGUCUGUGGACAUAGAUUUAGCCACAAGGCUCAUUUAAAUUCACAUAUGAGAACCCACACCAGCGAGAAACCAUUUGAAUGUGAGGUCUGUGGACAAAGAUUCAUCCAGAAGGUUAAUUUAAACUCUCACAUGAGAGUCCACACAGGACAGAAACCAUUUGUAUGUGAGGACUGUGGACACAGAUUUAGCCGUAAGGAUAAAUUAAACUCUCACAUGAGAGUCCACACAGGACAGAAACCAUUUGUAUGUGAGGUUUGUGGACAUAAAUUUAGCCAUAAGGUUCAUUUAAACACGCACACGAGAACCCACACUGGAGAGAAACCAUUUGAAUGUCAGGUAUGUGGGCAAAGAUUUAUCCAGAAGACUCAUUUAAAUAUACACAUAAAAAUCCACACUGGAGAGAAACCAUUUGAAUGUGAGGUCUGUGGACAGAGAUUUAGACAUAAGACUAGGUUAAACUCACACAUGAGAGUCCACACAGGACACAAACCAUUUGAAUGUGUGGACUGUGGACAAAGAUUUAGAUAUAAGGCUAGAUUAAACUCACACAUGAGAGUCCAUGUGGGACAGAAAUCAUUUGAAUGUGAGGUCUGGACAAAGAUUUAGCCAUAAGGCAUACUAUUGUUUUUUUUUUUUGUAUUUUUCCUGUUUUAUUACAAUAUUUUAUUUUCUUUUUGAGAAAUAUUGCACUAUAAAAGCUUUGUAUAAUACAUUGUUUUCCUAGCACUUCAACUAAAAGACAGAAAAGUUUCCUGGUGGGUUAAUAAAAACCCAAUAUACAGUGUUAGUACCAUUUUUCAUAAAAAAAAGUGACCAUGCUGAUAUURUUUUGACAGCCUUUCUAUUUUUACAGGAUUCAGUAUUACAUAUGUAGGUUUCAAAUUCCUUUGUAAACGACAAAACGUUACAUGAGAUUUUAUAUUUAUGUAUCCAAAAUGUAUCUAAUUUUCAUUUUCCAUUGUAUUGUCAUUUGCAAUAUGUGCUCAGAAAACAGUUGGUCUAUAAAAGUGGGUUGUUAUACAACACAUUCCAGAGUUUCAUUUAUGAAGUUUGGAAGAAAAAGUUAAUUUUACUGACAAUAUUUUGCUUAUAUUGUUAUUUCUUAGACCAAAGUCCUUACUUUCUUUCUUAAAUCUCAUGAUAGAUGUAUAUAAAAUGGUUAAUAGACAAAUGGUUGAUAAGUUUGUUUUUUUCAAGUAAAGCAAAGUAACAUUUAGGUUUUCAWAUCUUUAACAUUAUUCUGUUCUGUUUGUGGGUUUUCAAAAGCAUGAAAAGACAACCUGCAUAAAACUAUAAUAAUCAUGUUA